Messenger RNA from Coregonus clupeaformis (lake whitefish), 2840 nucleotides. Its product is annotated as steroid hormone receptor ERR1-like. Gene Ontology annotation, cellular component: nucleus. Gene Ontology annotation, molecular function: zinc ion binding; sequence-specific DNA binding; nuclear steroid receptor activity. Lineage: Eukaryota; Metazoa; Chordata; Actinopteri; Salmoniformes; Salmonidae. Gene Ontology annotation, biological process: regulation of DNA-templated transcription. The record is from RefSeq and is a predicted model, not a curated record. The transcript is spliced from 8 exons. The coding region runs from base 701 to 2002 and encodes 433 amino acids.
UAGGCUACAGUAGGUCAUUUUUCAUUGUUGCAACGCCGAUGACGCUGAUGGAAGGAGGCUGGAUUGGAGGGCGCGCACGGACGUAACGGAGACACCGCAGACGCAAAUUGAGAGAGGGAGGAGAAUGGACAAGGGAUAGGCUAUACGUAACUAGAACCUCAGUUGUAGCAGCGAGGAUAAUCUACCACAGUAACAUCAAUAUGCGGGACCAGGCCUGAUAAGAGAAUAGCCUAUGCCUAUGGAUUAAAUACCAAAUUUGGUUGACAAUUUUUUAUCAGCUGCAAUCAGUCUUUCGACGCUGUGUCCCUUGAUACAUUGUCGCAACAUAGUUUCUAUUUUCAAGCAAUCAUUUUAGAAACAUUUUGCGCUAAGACGACUGAUCGCAGCUCAGAUCCUGCAAUUUAAACAUAAAUAAAUGUUAUAGGCUAUUAUUUUGGUCACGAGCUGCAUCCACUGUUGUGGCAAUGUCGAAAACCCGGUGAGUUUAACCGUGGCUUAUAGUGGAGUUCUGUGGCUUCCGUAGCUACGGUACUGCCUGGUUUGAGACCUCUUUCCUGCGAUGUUCACACAAAUACAAGUUUCCUGAUAAUCGGACUGUUCUACCCAGACCAUAGCCACAAUUCUAAACCAAUAGAAAGUGAGUGGGCUUACCAGGAGAGGAGAGGAAUACGGCUUUCCUGCAGCUCAACACACAGUGAUCAUGUCUUCCAGGGAGCGUCGGUCAGACCUAUACAUCAAGGCAGAGCCCAGCAGUCCAGAGGGAGGUGGAGGAGGCCGGGCCAGCCCAGGGGGAGCCUCCUCAGACUCCUCACAGAGUGGUGGAGGAGGGACAAGAGGAGACGGGGUUGGGCGCUACUCACCCCCUCUGUACACACCGGGCCUGCGCUGCCACUUCAAGGAGGAGGGUGCUGAUGGGGCGGAGGAGGGAUCCACAGGUAGCGGAGGAGGGCGGUGCAAGUAUGCCCUGAGCACGCUACCCAAGAGACUGUGUUUAGUGUGUGGAGACGUAGGGUCUGGCUACCACUACGGUGUAGCCUCAUGUGAGGCAUGCAAGGCCUUCUUCAAGAGAACCAUCCAGGGUAACAUUGAAUAUAGCUGUCCGGCGUCAAACGAAUGUGAGAUCACCAAGAGGCGCAGAAAGGCUUGCCAGGCAUGUCGCUUCACCAAGUGCCUUAAAGUAGGCAUGCUGAAAGAGGGAGUCCGUCUGGACCGGGUCAGAGGAGGGAGGCAGAAGUAUAAAAGGCGCCCAGAGGUGGAGAAUGCGACCUACCAGAGUGCCCCUCUACCGCUUAGGAAGGAAGGGGAGAAAGGCUCCUCCAACAUCAUCGUGUCCCACCUCCUGGUGGCAGAGCCAGAGAAACUGUUUGCCAUGCCUGACCCCCUGCAGCCUGAUACGGCUCAGCGCACACUCACCACCCUCUGUGACCUCGCGGACCGCGAGCUGGUCGUCAUCAUCGGCUGGGCCAAACACAUCCCCGGCUUCCUGUCGCUGUCCCUGGCAGACCAGAUGUCGGUGCUGCAGUCCGUGUGGUUGGAGGUGCUGGUGCUGGGUGUGGCCUUCCGCUCCCUGGGCUGUGAGGAUGAGGUAGUGUUCGCUGAGGACUUUGUCCUUGACGAGGAAAUGUCCCGCGUGGCUGGACUGACAGAGCUCAACGCAGCCAUCAGCCAGCUGGCCCGACGCUUCCGCUCCCUGCAGCUUGACCGGGAGGAGUUUGUCAUGCUCAAAGCCAUCGCACUCACUAACUCAGACUCUGUGUACAUAGAGGACAUGGAGGCGGUGCAGAAGCUGAGGGACCUCCUCCACCAGACCCUGUUGGAGAUGGAGUGCCAGCGACGCCCCGAGGACCCCCAGCGGGCGGGGCGCCUCCUCCUCACCCUCCCCCUCCUCCGCCAGACGGCUGGUCGCGCCCUCACCACCUUCUACAGCAUCAAGACCCGAGGCGGCGUGCCCAUGCACAAACUCUUCCUAGAGAUGCUGGAAGCCAUGAUGGACUCGCCCUAGAGAGAAGGGAGGAUGAGGAGAAGUCAAGGAGAGCGGAUGCAAGGCCACGAUGAGAGACAGGCAUGGCUGGCUGGUGUGAAUGGAGAGGUUAUUAUUAGAUUUUGAUAAUGAAGAAUGUGGAGAUUAUCUCUGGAUUUUUUUGCAUAGCCUCUUCGGAGAUUCAAAAUUGUGUUAAAAAAACGGAGAAAACAUGUAUACAUGUUGUAGAUGCCCUCAGUGGAGGUUGAUGGUGGAGUUUAACUCCUUAAUACCUGACUGCCAAACUUCAUUGAAAGAGUCCAAGACUUAGUCAGCAUGAAAAUGGGAAGAAACUCAAUGAAAGACAUCCAAUAAAUUUGAAUGUCAGAAUCAUAUUAGAUUUCCACUAUCCCUAAGGUUUUUCAUUUGUAGCAUUAUCCACUGGGCACAGACGUCAAUUCCACGUCUAUUCCAUGUUGGUUCAACGUAAUUUCAUUGAAAUGAUGUGGAAACAACGUUGAUUCAACCAGUGUGUGCCCAGUGGGUAAUCUUCACAUCAGAAACUACUGAAGGACUGCAGUUAGAUAUCUAAGACCAGACUGUAACCUUGUGGCUUAGUCUUGAUUGUGAAAAAUGCAAUAUCUCCCUCCACACAAAAGUCAUACUAAAAUACAGGCAAAGAAACAACCAUUUACAAAGACUUCAGUAUAGGGUCAGACCAACAUGCACCCAGAAGAGUAGUACACAGACACACAGUCUUACAAUUUACACAUAGGAAUUACUUGCAAUAUUUUUAAAGCCAUACAAUACUUUACAUACAAAAAAAAGAAUAGUGUUGACUAGGCAAUGACUGGCUAUAUGUAUAGACCUGGGUGGCAGG